Molecule: messenger RNA, 446 nt
Organism: Nematolebias whitei (Rio pearlfish)
Lineage: Eukaryota; Metazoa; Chordata; Actinopteri; Cyprinodontiformes; Rivulidae
Gene: acyp1
Product: acylphosphatase 1, erythrocyte (common) type
Exons: 3
Coding region: 11-379 (122 amino acids)
Molecular function (GO): acylphosphatase activity
Source: RefSeq, a predicted model, not a curated record
AGAGUCCCGUAUGUUUUCAAAAAUCGAGGUCUUUCGGGGUUGUUUGGUCGCGUUACUGCUUCCGACCAUCUUAAGGUCCGUUAUGUCCAGUGAAGAUCUCAUUUCUGUGGAUUAUGAAAUUUUUGGCAGAGUGCAAGGUGUAUUUUUUCGAAAAUACACUCAAGCUGAAGGGAAGAAGCUUGGCCUGGUUGGUUGGGUUCGAAACACACCAGCAGGAACAGUCCAGGGCCAGCUACAAGGUCCACGGAGCAAAGUGCAACAAAUGCAAGAAUGGCUGAAAUCGACUGGGAGCCCCAAGUCACGCAUCACCAAGGCCGAGUUUGAGAACGAGAAAGCAAUUGGCAACCUAGAGCACUCUUCUUUUAAAGUUGUCCAUUGAAAUGACAUGUUGUACUUGUAAUAUUAAUAUUUAAACUUUUAUUUAUUUAGUUUCAUUAACAGCAAAA